Molecule: messenger RNA, 1380 nt
Organism: Grus americana (Whooping crane)
Lineage: Eukaryota; Metazoa; Chordata; Aves; Gruiformes; Gruidae
Gene: USF2
Product: upstream transcription factor 2, c-fos interacting
Exons: 10
Coding region: 50-967 (305 amino acids)
Biological process (GO): regulation of transcription by RNA polymerase II
Molecular function (GO): DNA-binding transcription factor activity, RNA polymerase II-specific; protein dimerization activity; RNA polymerase II cis-regulatory region sequence-specific DNA binding
Source: RefSeq, a predicted model, not a curated record
UAGGGGUUCCCCCCCCCCCCAAACCCCCCGGGACCCCCCCCACCCCCCCAUGGACAUGCUCGACCCCGGGCUGGAUUCGGCCGCCGGCUCCGCUGCCCCCAGCCACGAGAAAAGUCAAGAAGCUGAAGAGGGCGUCGACCUGCAGGAGGGGGAGGGGGCGCCGGGGGAGGAGGCGGCGGUGGCCAUCGCCAGCGUCCCCGUCCCCGUCCCCGUCCCCGGGGCCUUCGCCGACGCCGGGCUCCAGUACCAGUUCCGCACCGAAAGCAACGGCGGCCAGGUGACGUACCGGGUGGUGCAGGUGACGGAGGCCGCGCUCGAUGGCCCCGAGGGAGCCGCCGUCAGCGUCGUCUCCACCUUCGCGGGGGCCACCCAGGCGGUGAUCCAGAACCCCUUCAGCAACGGGGGGAGCCCCGGGACCGAGGGCGGCGCCGAAGCCCGAUUCGCCUGGGGGGGGGACGGGACCGUCUCCGUGCAGGGGGACCCCACUUUGGCCCAGGCCGGAGGUCAGUUUUACGUCAUGAUGACGCCGCAGGACGUCCUGCAGCCGGGGACCCAGCGCAGCAUCGCCCCCCGCGGGCACCCCUACUCCCCGAAGCUGGAGGGGCCCCGGGUGCCCCGGGACGAACGACGUCGGGCGCAGCACAACGAGGUGGAGCGCCGCCGGCGGGACAAGAUCAAUAACUGGAUCGUGCAGCUCUCCAAGAUCAUCCCCGACUGCGGCGCCGACAACAGCAAAACGGGGGCGCAGAGCAAAGGGGGGAUCCUCUCCAAAGCCUGCGAUUACGUGCGGGAGCUUCGCCAGAGCAACCAGCGCCUCCAGGAGACCUUCAAGGAGGCCGAACGCCUCCAGAUGGACAACGACCUCCUCCGCCAGCAGAUGGAGGAGCUGAAGAGCGAGAACGCCGUGCUGCGGGCCCAGCUGCAGCAGCGGGGGCUGGAGGGGACCCCCGAGGGCACCCCCCAGUGACCGCCCCUCCCCCACACACCCCCCACCCCCCCCCCGGGGGCACCCCCACCCACCGGGGACACACCCCUCCCCCCCCCCCUUCUCCCCUCCCCCGCACUUCCUGAGGACAUAAUGCCCCACCCCCACCUACCCCACCCCCACCCCCUGCGGGGGGGGGGGGGGCACCAGGAAACCCCAUGGGGACGCUGCCCCUCCCCCACCGCCUUCGGGGGACACGCCCCCCCUCAGGCCACGCCCACCAUGGGGACCCAUCCCCCCCCCCCCCCUUCCCCCCCCCCCUCGGGUCUCCCCUCCCCCACUUCAGGCAGGGGGGGGGAAGACACCACAAAGCCCCUCCCCCCCCUUCCUCCUUGGGGUCACCCCUCCCCCCUCAGGCCACGCCCACCUUGGGGCCACCCCUCCCCCACCCCAUU